Astyanax mexicanus (Mexican tetra) is the source of this 4075-nucleotide messenger RNA. RefSeq names its product notchless homolog 1 (Drosophila) (gene nle1). The record is from RefSeq and is a predicted model, not a curated record. Gene Ontology annotation, molecular function: protein binding. NCBI's taxonomy places the organism in Eukaryota, Metazoa, Chordata, Actinopteri, Characiformes, Acestrorhamphidae. Gene Ontology annotation, cellular component: nucleolus. The transcript is spliced from 13 exons. The coding region runs from base 129 to 1559 and encodes 476 amino acids. Gene Ontology annotation, biological process: Notch signaling pathway; ribosomal large subunit assembly.
UUCUGUGGCGACCUAAAGCCUCGUCAUUCAGCCUGCGCCGCAGAUCAGGUUCCGCACGUGUGGACCAACCGGAGCUAAAGCGCAUCAGUUAUAAAGUUAAUAAGAAACUGUGUGGCCAACGUUAAGAAAUGAGUGGGGACGUGGAACGCAUGCUGAUCCAGUUUCAGAAUGAAGGAGGUGAAGCUCUUGGAUCCCCCUUUGACGUACCAUUGGACAUAACUCCAGAUAAACUGCAGCUGGUCUGCAAUGCACUGCUACAGAAGGAGGAGCCAGUGCCUCUGCUGUUCUUUGUGCGUGAUGCGGAGGUGGUGUCAUCCCUGGGUGCCUCAGUGCAGACUCUGGGUCUGGAAACAGAGCAGGUGCUGCCAGUGGUGUACCAGCCGCAGGCUGUGUUCCGCGUGAGGGCGGUGGCCCGUUGCACCAGCUCUCUUCAAGGACACACUGAAGCAGUUAUCUCUGUAGCCUUCAGUCCCACUGGCAAAUAUCUGGCCAGUGGAUCUGGAGAUACUACUGUGAGAUUCUGGGACUUAACCACAGAGACUCCUCAUCACACUGCUAGAGGACACACACACUGGGUUCUGUCCAUAGCCUGGUCUCCAGAUGGCAAGAAGUUAGCAUCAGGAUGCAAGAACAGUCAAAUUCUCCUCUGGGACCCAGUCACAGGACAGCAGAUAGGAAAGGCUCUGACUGGACACACUAAAUGGAUCACUUGGCUUUGUUGGGAGCCUCUGCACUUGAACCCCGAGUGCAGAUACUUGGCCAGCUCCUCUAAAGAUUGCUCGGUUCGGAUAUGGGACACAGUCCUGGGCCGCUGCAAUAAGAUACUGACGGGCCACACACAGUCAGUCACCUGCGUGAAAUGGGGUGGAGACGGCCUCCUAUACACUUCUUCUCAAGAUAGGACCAUAAAAGUGUGGAGGGCAAAAGAUGGGGUUCAGUGUCGGACCUUGCAAGGUCACGCUCACUGGGUGAACACGCUGGCCCUGAGUACUGAUUACGUCCUUCGCACCGGAGCCUUUGAGCCAGCCACUGCUACAGUCAACCUUCAGGAUCUUACAGGAUCAUUGGACGAGAUCAAGGAGAGAGCUCUUAAGCGAUACAACAAAGUCAGGGGUGAAGGUCCUGAGCGGCUUGUCUCUGGUUCUGAUGAUUUCACGCUGUUUCUGUGGAAUCCGGCAGAAGAAAAGAAGCCUGUGGCCCGCUUGACUGGACACCAGGCACUAGUAAACGAGGUGUUGUUCUCCCCUGACACACGCCUACUCGCCAGCGCUUCUUUUGACAAGUCCAUCAAAAUAUGGGAUGGCAAGACUGGCAAGUAUCUGACUUCACUUCGGGGUCAUGUGGCAGCCGUGUACCAAGUGGCCUGGUCAGCAGACAGCCGACUGCUAGUGAGUGGAAGCAGCGACAGCACCCUAAAGGUGUGGGAUGUGAAGACGGGCAAACUGAACGUGGAUCUGCCUGGACACGCUGAUGAGGUUUUUGCAGUAGACUGGAGUCCUGAUGGUCAGCGAGUGGCCAGUGGUGGAAAAGACAAGUGUCUACGGAUAUGGAGAAGGUAGUCGACAGCCUCUACUACCGUACUAUUGAUCAGCCGAUCAGGCGCCUCACUGACUCCCGUACCCUUCAUUGUCCAGUGGCCCACCUCUCAGGAUGAUGGACAGCUGUGUCAGUUUGAGGAGACUUAAUCACACAGUGCUCUCCUAUGCACUGCGUCACCUGAGAGGACGUAUGCAGUGCUUACGCACAUGGCAGUGUCAUGCCACAGCAGACGACGAGAUAAACAUGAGAUAAACAUGAGAUCUGUCAUGAUGACUUGUUGUUGGCUUUUCUUAAUGCAAUUUUGUUGUGGUAACUCAGUUAAAGGAGCAGCCAGCAGACCUGGUCCAACCUCUGUAAUCUCCAGACACACACUGCUUGUAAUUAUUUAAUCCCCAGCGAAGACUACCCAGCUUACAGGGAUCUGUUCUGCUGCUGAGAAGAUUACCUCCAUUCAUUCAUUGAGAAUAACUUACUGAGCUCGUAGUAAAAAGAAUGUUACGGAAAUAGAUUUUUGUAUAUCUAUUUUUUUUUAAAGAGGGACACUUAAACUAAGAAAAUGUCAUAAUGGAAAAGUAAUCUCUGCUUAGUUAUUAUAAGUUACUGUGACACAGAAGCCUAUAUUUUUCACGUUUGAUGUUUUUCCUUUUUUGAUAUAAUGUGCAUUAUAAACCCUUGAAUUAUUGUUCUACAUUCUGCUAAAGUAAUCUAAACUUCACAUUUUGGAGAUGCAAGUUUAUUGUGUAACAGCGACGAAAUCUAGGGAUAUAAAAAAGAGAAAAGUGACUUUAUGAAUGCUAUGGUACCAAAAUAAACCCCAUAAUGUGAAGGGGGGGGGGGGAAUUGAAAUAUACAGUGGCUUGCAAAAAUAUUCAUACCGCUUGAACUUUAUCAACAUCAUCUGGCAAAGAGAUUCACAUUUCAGCAAGACAAUGACCCCAAACAUAAAAAUAUUAAAGGUUUAGAUCUAAUAUGCAUGUGUUAGAAUGGCCCAGUCCUGACCUAAAUCCCAAUCUGUGGCAAGACAUGGAAAUAGCUCAUCACAGACACUCUUUAUCUAGUCUGGCUGAGCUUGAGCUAUUCUGCAAAGAAGAAUGAGCCAAAAUCUCAGGCUCUAGGUGCACAAAGCUGGUAGAGACAUACCCCCAAGAGACUUGCAGCUGUAAUUGCAGUGAAAGGUGACGUUACUACAAAUUGAUGUCGGUGGUGGGGGGGUGUUGUUCGUAAACUGACGACUCUUAAGACCUCCCUUAAAGGGAAGCCUUGGGCUAGCUUAAAAUAGACUCUUUAAAGUUAUCUAGUCAUGCAUCACUACAAAGCUUUUAAAUUCAACAGAAAGAAGAGAAAAACAGACGAGUGCCUUGAGUUAAUAAAAGGAGAAGACGGAGUUCUUCGAAGUUCUAAGAUGUUCUUUUAUUGUCUUGAAGUCAGCCAGGUUCAGUCAGAAAGAUCCAGUCUUCUAAUAACACAAAGGGAUACACGUACUUUUAUACAGUAUUUGGGUGAACAGAGGGUGGGGGCUUUAGGCUCCACCUUUUACUGUUAUAUAACCAUUUUCCAGUGGAACAUAAUCGUUCCCAAAUAUGAUCAUCUUUAGGGAGUUUUUUUCCAGUCAAGGCCAUGGCAUUAUGCCAACAUUCCCUUAAUUGGGUCUAAUCGUAGCCAAAUCAACAUGGUAUGUUUUUUUUUAAAUACUGACCUUCACGAGCACAUUCUUUCCCAUGAGAGCUAAGGUCUAUGUGGACAUCUGGUUUCCGUCCAACGAAUUUAGAGAUACGCUCUCCAACCGUCUUAUAGGUUUUCUGGGAACCCGGCCAAAGUAUGGCCUGUUUAUCUUAUGUACCUGUCUCCUCCCGGGACAUGCCUGACGCAGGCCCAGGCAGAGACUGAGCGAACUUAAUGAACCUGCUCAUAUAAGGCCAAGUGUUGCUCUAGUAUAUGAAGCUUCUAAUAUCGAUCUCAAAACUCCUAAUUUAGGCCCCACAGGGGCUUGAAUACUUCUUCUGCAUGUUACACUUUUCAGAUUAUUAUCAUGUAUAUUUUUAUUCCUCUUCACAAAAGUGGGUUUACUACUUUAAAAAAAAAAAUCUUAAAAAUCUCAAUAAAAUACAUUUAAGUUUGUGGUUGCAAGGUGAAAAAUAGGGAGAAAGUUCAAGGGGUAUGAACACGAUUGCAAGCUACUUUGUGUGUGUAUGUAUAUAUACACACACCAACACACCAUUUUAAUGUGGUGCUUUUGGUGAUAACUGAGUUUAGGCAGCUUAUGCUUAUCCAAAGGCUUAAGUAUAAGGUGAACACAAGCUGUGUUGUCUGCUUGAGCAUUACUGACACUAGAAUCAGGACCUCACACACUAGAUAUUUUGACACUGGUGCUUUAUUUUUUUAUUUUAUUUUGUUUGGUUUUCUCUGUCUUGCAUUUGUGAAGGAAAGUGACAAACAUUGUUAAGCUCACCAUGAAUAAACUGUUAGUAAAACUGACAGUCUGAACAGCAGAAUCAUAUCACAAGUCCAGCCUCAGGAGGAAAUGACAGAAGGGAAA